AUCUAGUUGCGCACAAGCCGCACGCUAGAACGAUUUAUUUUUAUUGUAUCAUAAUAAUAAUUCAAUAUAUUUAUAAAUAAUUUAUUAUUAAAGUAAAUGUGGUUAGGUUUCUGGUUUCUGACUGACAUUUGAGAGUGCAGUGAACUUGUGUUUUUGAUUACUUAACUGAAUAACUUGGAGUUGUUUUAGGGUCCAUAGAAACAAUGGCUGACCAAGGUUACGAAAUACAACCUAUUCAACCUGGAGAUACGGAGGAAUCUCUCCAGUUACUGCGACAGACAUUUUUCAUCGACGAGCCUAUGAACCAAGCAGUUGGAUUAUGCAGUGACGGUACCUGUGCUGAGCUUGAAGAGUACUGCGCACACUACCUACAUGAAGACGGGUGGUCCUUCAAAGCAGUCGACAAAAAUGGCAAAAUCGUCGGACUAAUGGUCAGCGGAAUGUGUACUUUGAAGCAAAAAGAUGACGGCAGCGACUACGUAAGCCAAGCUCAACAGUGCAAAAACCCAAAAUUUGCAAAGAUUCUAUACGUGUUAGCACAAAGAGAGGAAGGUGCCAAACUUUGGGAGAAGUUCCCUGAUGAGGAAGAGGUUCUUGAUGUGAAGCUUGCAGCCACGGAUCCUAACUGGAGGAAGCGAGGCAUCAUGAACAAUUUAUUAGAUGCUACAGAGAAGCUGGCCAAACAACGUGGUAUCAAAGUACUUCGCAUGGACACAUCGAGUGCCUUCUCAGCAAUGUCUGCGGAGAAGUUGGGCUUCACUUGCAUGUACUCGGCUCCUUACACUGAGAUCAAAAUGGAUGGCAAACCUUUAAUAGUCCCUGAACCUCCUCACGUCGACGACAGAGUUUAUACCAAAGUUCUAUUAUAAAAUUCCAAAUUUUUUUAUUUUAUUUACCCUGUAUUAGUAUUGUUACAUAAUACUGUUGUUUUGGUUAUUUUGAAGUGUUUGCUCCAACAAAACUAAUCGUAUAUUAAGAUAAGAUAUCGAACGAUCACAACCUUACCUACAAACAAAACAUUCGUUCGAUGAUCUUGAUAUUGUUGGUACAGGGAGCCACACUGACUUACAAAUAUCGUUUGUCGUUUGAUUGAAAUAUUAAGAUAAGUUGUGAUAUUAAAAAUUUGAAUUGAUAGUUAUCAAUGUUAUAGUAUUGAGAUAAUUACUCAAUGGACCACAAGACACAGUUUAGCUUGUGUGCACUAACCCAACGAGAAGUCCUUGACACAUCCUACAUAUCUAGUUAAGUAUUUAAAAUACCUAAUAACUAUUACAUUACCUACUUACUUAGGGAAAGGUUAACGUUUAUUGUACUUUACUAAAGUGCAUAUUGUUGAAUAAAUUAUAUAACCUAC
Spodoptera litura is the source of this 1354-nucleotide messenger RNA. RefSeq names its product arylalkylamine N-acetyltransferase 1. Gene Ontology annotation, molecular function: N-acetyltransferase activity. The record is from RefSeq and is a predicted model, not a curated record. NCBI's taxonomy places the organism in Eukaryota, Metazoa, Arthropoda, Insecta, Lepidoptera, Noctuidae.